Molecule: messenger RNA, 1089 nt
Organism: Naegleria gruberi
Lineage: Eukaryota; Heterolobosea; Eutetramitea; Acrasida; Naegleriidae
Exons: 3
Biological process (GO): protein phosphorylation
Molecular function (GO): ATP binding; protein kinase activity
Source: RefSeq, a predicted model, not a curated record
AUGCCACCUCAAACAUUUGUCUCUGAAGGAAUACCAAUUUCAAGUAUUGUGGCCAACAGUUUAACCUCCUUAGAUUCUGUUUCAUCAGUCUCUUCUAACUCUUCGAAUGUUGGUAGCAUAGGAGGAUCAUCAAAUAUUCAUCAUCAUUUCAGAGAGGCAGAGGCACCUUUCUCUGCAAAUAGCUCCGAUUAUGAAAAAUUGGAACGAGUUGGAAAGGGAUCUUUUGGAGAAGUGUACAAAAUGAGGAAUAAGAAAACUGGACAAAUAGUUGCUGUAAAGUCAAUAGAUUUAGAAAAGGCAGAGGAUGAUAUUGAGGAUAUACAAAAAGAGAUUCAUAUUCUGUUGCAAUGUUCGUCAUCCUAUGUCGUUUCAGUCUAUGGUUCAAUUGUUCAGGAUACCAAAUUAUUAAUUGUGAUGGAGUAUCUGAGUGGAGGGUCAGUGUUGGAUCUUAUGAAACCAAAUGGAGGAAAAUUUGAUGAGAAAUAUAUAGCAAUAAUAUUGAGAGAAAUGUUGCUUGGUCUGGAAUAUUUACAUGCUAUUGGAUUGAUCCAUAGAGAUAUAAAGGCAGCAAAUGUUUUAUUGAGCGAGGACGGAAAUGUUAAAUUAGCGGAUUUAGGUGUGGCUGGACAACUAUCGAGUACAAUCAAUAAGAGACAUUCUUUUGUAGGAACACCAUUUUGGAUGGCUCCUGAGGUUAUUAAACAAUCAGGUUACACUGAAAAGGCUGAUAUUUGGUCUCUUGGUAUAACUGCUAUUGAAAUGGCAAAGGGAUCUCCUCCAUAUUAUGGAGAUGAUCCAAUGAGGAUAUUGUUUCUGAUUCCAAAGAAUGAGCCACCGACACUGGAGGGAAAAUUUUCAAAGACUUUCAAAGAGUUUGUUUCCCUAUGUUUGAAAAAGGAUCCUUCAGAAAGACAAUCAGCAAAGGAGUUACUGAAACAUAGAUUUAUAAAAUCAGCAAAAAAGAAUAGUAGUCUAAUAGAAUUGAUUGAAAAGAAGAGGGAGAUGAGAGACAAGUCCAAGGACUCUAAUAGUUCAACUGAUUCAUCAGACAGCUCAUUUGAUUCUUCUGAGGAGGGAGAAGGAGAAAAU